Aspergillus clavatus NRRL 1 is the source of this 213-nucleotide messenger RNA. RefSeq lists its product as uncharacterized. Gene Ontology annotation, molecular function: zinc ion binding. The record is from RefSeq and is a predicted model, not a curated record. The transcript is spliced from 2 exons. The coding region runs from base 1 to 213 and encodes 70 amino acids. NCBI's taxonomy places the organism in Eukaryota, Fungi, Ascomycota, Eurotiomycetes, Eurotiales, Aspergillaceae.
AUGCUCUGCAAAAGAGCCGCGCACGAGGGAGACUGUCCCGAUGAAGACGAGGAGGUUCUCCAGCUGUCCGAGCGCGAGGGAUGGCGGCGCUGCUUUCAGUGCCGGAAGGUGAUAGAGCUUGGUGUGGGCUGCAAUCACAUCACGUGCCGGUGCGGUGCAGAGUUCUGCUACGUCUGUGGCACAAAAUGGAGGCAAUGCAGAUGUGAGAUCUAG